AUGGCCACAUGCACAAAAUACAGCUGUCCCUCCCAGUCCGCCCCCCUAACCGCAUCCCCAUUCCCCAUCCAUGCCCCCUCCCCAACACAAGUCCAAGUCCGCAUCAAAGCCAUCGCCAUCAAUCCCGCCGACACCAAAAUGAUAGACCACUCCCACCGCGGGACAACAUACCCCCUCAUCCCUGGGCUCGACGGCGCAGGCAUCAUCUCCGCCGUCGGCAGCAGCGUCACGAGUUUCAAAGUCGGCGACGAAGUGCUCGCUUUAUUUGCACCCGGAGAUAAGGGCGGUUCGUAUCAGGAAUACGCACUGGUAGAUGAAGCCAAGGUUGCGAAGAAGAGCGGGCUGUCGUUUGAAGAGGCAGCUAGUCUGGGUGUGAGUUACUUUACCGCCGUGAUGGGGCUAGGAAUUGGGCUUGGAAUGAGCUUGCCGUUUAUUCCUGGCACGGUGGGAGAUGGCUUCGUCCCCAAGACGGUGCUGGUUCUGGGUGGGAGUUCCGCACUCGGCGCGGCAAGUAUUUUACUGUUAAGGCUUGCUGUUCCGUCUUGUAGGAUCCUGGCUACUGGGUCGAAGAGACAUCUUGGCCAUAUUACGGAUUAUUUAGGUGCAGAUGUUGCCAUUGAUAGAAAUUCGGGUUCUUUGGUGGCGGAUAUCAGGGCGUCCACUGAAGGUGGGAAAGGAAUUGACGCAAUUAUCGAUACCGUGGGUGCUGGCGCGGAGGAUAGUAGCAUCUUCGAGGUAUUUGAAUCCAGCGGACCGAAGAAGUACGCGCAGGUAUGGACUGGUGAAGACGAGAUUCGAGUUCCUGAAGGCGUAGAAUCAGUCUUGUUCAGGAGCCGGGAUUUCGGACUACUGCAAGGCGGGACGAAUAUCAUGCAAGGACUGCAGACGCUUCUUGAAAAAGGACAGUAUAAGCCGCCUUUGCCGGUGAGAAUCGUAGGGACAGGAAUUAACGGGCUGAACCAAGGGCUGAACUUGAUGAGGAAGGGCGUAAGUGGUGAGAAGUUGGUAGUCAGUUUGUAA
Messenger RNA from Pochonia chlamydosporia 170, 1020 nucleotides. Its product is annotated as alcohol dehydrogenase. Bases 1 to 1020 code for a protein of 339 amino acids. The transcript is spliced from 2 exons. The record is from RefSeq and is a predicted model, not a curated record. NCBI's taxonomy places the organism in Eukaryota, Fungi, Ascomycota, Sordariomycetes, Hypocreales, Clavicipitaceae. Gene Ontology annotation, molecular function: oxidoreductase activity, acting on NAD(P)H.